Messenger RNA from Pistacia vera, 1448 nucleotides. Its product is annotated as shewanella-like protein phosphatase 1. Lineage: Eukaryota; Viridiplantae; Streptophyta; Magnoliopsida; Sapindales; Anacardiaceae. The coding region runs from base 57 to 1235 and encodes 392 amino acids. The transcript is spliced from 10 exons. Gene Ontology annotation, molecular function: hydrolase activity. The record is from RefSeq and is a predicted model, not a curated record.
CAAUUUGUUAUCAGAAACACCUACCAUGUUGAUGAUAUGAUGUACUUAUUCAAGAAAUGGCUUCGGCUUCGCUUUGUCUAAAUUCAUUAUUAACGCUGCCACCUUCUUCACAUAGUCGGAAACUAGCUGAAACUAGUUGUUGUUGUAGUUGUUUGAGAAAUGGUAGCUUAGCAGGUGCCUUUAAGCCUAUAGUUGUUAGUGGCAAUCCCCCCACUUUUGUAUCUGCUCCCGGUCGCCGUAUUGUUGCUGUUGGGGAUCUACAUGGAGACCUUGAUCAAACAAGAUAUGCGCUUGAGAUGGCUGGUGUCUUGAGUUCUGAUGGUCAAGAUUUGUGGACUGGUGGAGAAACGGUAUUGAUUCAGCUUGGUGAUGUACUUGAUCGAGGUGAAGAUGAAAUAGCUAUUUUAUCCUUAUUGAAGUCAUUGGAUAUACAGGCAAAAGCUGAAGGUGGAGCAGUUUUUCAGGUAAACGGGAAUCAUGAGACUAUGAAUGUUGAAAGGGAUUUUAGAUAUGUAGAUUCUGGAGGAUUUGAUGAGUGUGUUGAUUUCCUGGAAUACUUGAAAGACUAUCAUUAUGACUGGGAAGAAGCUUUUGUUGGAUGGAUUGGUGCAUCCAAAAGAUGGAAACAGGACCGGAGCAUGUCCAAAAACUAUUGGGGACCAUUGAAUUUAGUAAAGAGGCAGAAGGGGGUCAUAGCCAGAUCAGUCUUGUUUAGACCUGGUGGUCCGUUGGCACGUGAGCUGGCAAGGCAUGCUGUUGUUCUUAAGGUUAAUGAUUGGGUCUUCUGUCAUGGUGGCCUUCUUCCACACCAUGUUGCAUAUGGCAUCGAGAAGAUGAACAGGGAAGUAUCUCACUGGAUGAGAGGGCUUAUUGAGAGUGAUAGUAAUGCUUACAUACCUUUUAUAGCCACCCGGGGCUAUGAUAGUGUUGUUUGGAACCGCUUAUACUCCAGAGAUUAUUCUGAUUUGGAGGACUAUGAGAUUAACCAGAUAAAUACUAUUCUUCAAGAGACACUGGAAGCUAUAGGUGCAAAGGCAAUGGUGGUGGGGCAUACUCCUCAAACUGCAGGAGUAAAUUGUAAAUACAAUUGUAGUAUAUGGCGAAUUGACGUUGGAAUGUCCAGUGGAGUUCUUCAUUCAAGACCAGAGGUCCUUGAAAUAAUAGACAAUAAAGCAAGAGCAAUAAGAAGCAAAAGGGGCACAGUAAAUGAGCUUCACGUUGUUGAUUAUAUAUAGAAACAAGCAGAUGAAUCAUUUUGGUAUGGAUAUACUGGUAGCACUUUCAACUUUAACACAAUUCAUUUCAUCUUGAAUACUUAUCAUGCUUUGCAUGAGAAGCAUAUAUGUUUAAGGCUCUACAAAGGAAGGCUGUGUAAGUUUUGACAAUCAGAUACCACCAGGAAAGAGGCAAAAGUGACCUUUGUAUGAUACCCAGAACUGGAGUUGAUU